UCAGAGCGCUUCUUUGACGCAGCCGCAGCUUCGCUCCAACUACCAACUUGAAACUUCAGCAGCAGCCGUCAAGCACACAUCCAGCCCCGGGAGACAUGUUGAGAUAUUCUGGACAUUCCCGUUAAAAACAACAAAUUAAUGUGAAUAAUUCGGCGGUGCAGCUUCCCCCUCACAACUCAGAAAUGCCUCAGACCAAAAAGUCGGUGAGCAGCGCCGGCGGUCCAAGUCAGGCAGGCGACCCGGAACCGGGCGAGCCGCCGCCACCGUCGCCACAGGAAGUGAGGCUGGCUAGAAGAGGAAGAGGAAGAGUGGAGCCGGAACAGGGAGACCCGGACAUCGUCAAGUCCCCCAGUGACCCCAAGAAGUACAGGUUCAUUGAACUCGGUAACGGACUCCGGGUUCUACUGAUCUCGGACUUCAGCGGGCCGGACGAGAACGCCGAGCGUCAGCGGGAGGAGAGCGGGGAAGGCGAGGAAGAGGAGGACGAGGAGGAAGAGGACGAUGAUGAGGAAGGAGAAUCCAGUGCCAGCUCUGAUGAAGAGGAGGAGGAGGAGAGCGAUGAGGAAGAGGAGCCGGAGCCCAUGGAGUUGGACGACGAAGAUCAAACGAAGAAGAAGAGUUCAGAGAAACAGGCGGCCGCCGCUCUCUGCGUCGGCGUCGGCAGUUUCAGUGACCCCGAUGACCUCCCCGGCCUCGCCCAUUUCCUGGAGCACAUGGUCUUCAUGGGAAGUGAGAAGUUCCCGGCGGAGAACGAUUUCGACGCGUUCCUGAAGCGUCAUGGCGGCAGCGACAACGCGUCCACCGACUGCGAGCGGACCGUCUUCCAGUUCGACAUUCAGAGGAAGUUCUUCAGGGAGGCCCUGGACAGGUGGGCCCAGUUCUUCAUCUGCCCUCUGAUGGUCCAGGAUGCCGUGGACCGAGAGGUGGAGGCCGUGGACAGCGAGUACCAGUUGGCCCGGCCGUCUGAUUCCCAUCGUAAGGAGAUGCUGUUUGGCAGUCUGGCCCGACCCGGACAUCCCAUGGCCAAGUUUUGUUGGGGAAACGCUCAGACAUUGAAGCACGGGCCACGAGAGAAGAGGAUCAACACCUACAAGAGGCUGCGCGAGUUCUGGAGGAGAAAUUACUCUGCUCACUACAUGACCCUGGCGGUGCAGUCCAGAGAGUCAUUGGAAACCCUGGAGGAGUGGGUGAGAGAGAUCUUCAUCCACAUCCCCAACAAUGGGAAACCCCGACCCGACUUCUCGCACCUGCAGCAGCCGUUCGACACUCCGGCUUUCCACAAGCUCUACAGAGUGGUUCCGGUCCGGAAGGUCCAUGCUCUGACCGUCAGCUGGGCUUUGCCCCCGCAGGUGAAACACUACAAGGUGAAGCCUCUUCAUUACAUCUCCUGGUUGAUGGGACACGAGGGAACCGGCAGCAUCCUGUCUCUGCUGCGGAAGAGGUGCUGGGCUCUGGCUCUGUACGGGGGGAACAGCGAGUCGGGCUUUGAUCAGAACUCCACCUACUCCAUCUUCUCCAUCUCCAUCACGCUGACUGACCUGGGCUACCAGAACUUCUUCCAGGUGGUCCACUUGGUGUUCCAGUACCUGAAGAUGCUGCAGAACCUGGGACCCCAGGAGAGGAUCUAUGAGGAAAUUCAGAAGAUCGAAGACAACGAGUUCCGGUACCAGGAGCAGACGGAUCCGAUCGAGUUUGUGGAGAACAUCUGCGAGAACAUGCAGCUGUUCCCCAAACCGGACCUCCUGACCGGAGACCAGCUCAUGUUCCACUAUGACCCCGAGGUGAUCGGAUCCGCCCUGUCACUGCUGACGCCGCUCAGAGCCAACCUGCUGCUGCUGGCUCCAGAGAACGAAGGCAGCUGCCCGCUGCAGGAGAAGUGGUUCGGUACCAGCUACAGCUGCGACGACAUCCCAGAAGAGUGGGAGCGGCGCUGGGCAUCCGACUUGGAGCUGAACCCGGACCUUCAUCUUCCUGCAGAGAACCGCUUCAUCGCCACGGAUUUCAACCUGAAGAAGUCCGACUGCCCGGACACGGAGUUCCCGGUCCGGAUCCUGGCCCUGGAGCAAGGGGCUCUGUGGUACAAGAAGGACAACAAGUUCAAGAUCCCCAAAGCUUACAUCCGCUUCCACCUGAUUUCUCCCAUCAUCCAGCAGAGUCCUGACAAUCUGGUCCUGUUUGACCUCUUCAUCAACAUCCUGGCCCACAACCUGGCCGAGCCGGCCUACGAGGCCGACGUGGCCCAGCUGGAGUACAAGCUGAUGGCGGGAGAACACGGCAUGAUGAUCCGUCUGAAGGGCUUCAACCACAAGCUACCACUGCUGCUCAAACUGAUCGUGGAUCAGCUGGCGGACUUCAGCACCGAGCCGAGCGUCUUCAGCAUGUUCGCGGAGCAACUGAAGAAGACUUACUUCAACAUCCUCAUCAAACACGACCGACUGGGAAGGGACGUCCGGCUGCUGAUCCUGGAGCGCCACCGCUGGUCUGUGGUCCAGAAGUACCGGGUCCUGACCGAGGGUCUGCAGGUCCAACAGCUGAUGGCGUUCGCUGCGGCGCUGAAGGAGGAGCUUUACGCCGAGGGCCUGGUCCAGGGGAACUUUACCAGUGCUGAGUCCAUCGAGUUCCUGCAGUACUUCACUGAGAAGCUGCAGUUCCGGGCUCCGCCUGCAGAGGUCCCUGUUCAGUUCCAGGUGGUGGAUCUUCCUCGGAGACACCACAUCUGCAGGGUCAAGUCUCUGAAUCGAGGAGACGCAAACUCUGAGGUCACUGUGUACUACCAGUCGGGCCUGAAGACACUCAGGGAGCACGCUCUGAUGGAGCUGAUGGUGAUGCUCAUGGAGGAGCCGUGCUUUGACUUCCUGAGGACCAAAGAGAUGCUGGGGUACCAGGUGUAUCCGACCUUCAGGAACACCUCAGGUGUUUUGGGGUUCUCCGUUACCGUGGAAACGCAGGCCACCAAGUUCAGCUCAGAGCUGGUGGAGCAGAAGAUCGAGGACUUCCUGGUGAGCUUCGGCGGGCGCCUGGCGUCUCUGAGCGAGGAAAGCUUCGCCGCCCAGGUGACGGCGCUCAUCAAGCUGAAGGAGUGCGAGGACGCUCACCUGGGCGAAGAGGUCGACCGCAACUGGUACGAGGUGGCGACGCAGCAGUACCUGUUCGACCGGCUCAGCAGGGAGGUGGAGGUUCUGAAAGGCUUCAGCCGGGAGCAGCUGGUUUCCUGGUUCCUGGAUCACCGUGGCAACUGCAGCAGGAAGCUCAGCGUGCAUGUGGUGGGUUUUGGGGUGGAGGAGAACGACCCGCCCCAUCAGAACCCCGGCGGCUCCGCCCCUUCCUCCUACGGCCCGGUGAGCGAGCUGACCUUCCUGCCGGCGGCGUCGGCCGCCCUGAGGAACGCCACCCUCAUCACUGACAUCAGAGCGUUCACCUCCUCUCUGCCCCUCCAUCCCUACUACAAGAUCCUCAGCUAGGCCCCUCCCCCACUCGUUUCCAUGACCACAUUCACUUCCUGUGGGCCGACUGUAAAUAGCAGCUUGUGAUUGUCUGGAGGAAGAAGCACGACGACUCAGGGCUCUGAAUAAAACGAGAAUCGUUUUAACUGA
This is a messenger RNA of Poeciliopsis prolifica (blackstripe livebearer), 3593 nucleotides long. RefSeq names its product nardilysin-like. Lineage: Eukaryota; Metazoa; Chordata; Actinopteri; Cyprinodontiformes; Poeciliidae. Gene Ontology annotation, biological process: proteolysis. Gene Ontology annotation, molecular function: metalloendopeptidase activity; metal ion binding. Bases 183 to 3461 code for a protein of 1092 amino acids. The record is from RefSeq and is a predicted model, not a curated record. The transcript is spliced from 32 exons.